This is a messenger RNA of Zootoca vivipara (common lizard), 4576 nucleotides long. RefSeq names its product integrator complex subunit 15 (gene INTS15). Lineage: Eukaryota; Metazoa; Chordata; Lepidosauria; Squamata; Lacertidae. The record is from RefSeq and is a predicted model, not a curated record.
CCGUCCCUAUCCUGCCUCCGCGGCAGCAGCGCCAACAGCGGCCCGAACAUGGCGGCCUGAGGCACCCUCGGAGGAGCUGCUCCUGGGGCGGGAGGCGGGCGAAGAGGAAAACCAUGAGCGACAUCCGCCACUCGCUGCUCCGCCGGGAUGCCCUGAGCGCCGCCAAGGAAGUGCUCUACCACUUGGACAUCUACUUCAGCAGCCAGCUACAGAACGUGCCGCUCCCCAUUGUGGACAAAGGCCCCAUCGAGCUUCUGGAGGAGUUCAUCUUCCAGGUUCCCAAGGAGCGCAACUCCCCACCUAAAAGGCUGAACUCACUGCAGGAGCUUCAGUUACUGGAGAUCAUGUGCAAUUAUUUCCAGGAGCAAAGCAAGGACUCUGUCCGGCAGAUCCUUUUCUCCUCCCUUUUCAGCCCGCAAGGGAACAAGACGGAUGACAGCAGAAUGGCCUUGCUGGGGAAACUCGUCUCGAUGGCGGUAGCUGUGUGCAGAGUGCCUGUCCUAGAGUGUGCAGCUUCGUGGCUGCAGCGGACGCCAGCAGUCUAUUGCAUGCGGCUGGCCCAAGCCUUGGUUGAUGACUACUGCAGUCUAGUGCCAGGCUCCGUCCAGACCCUCAAGCAGAUCUUCAGUGCCAGUCCUCGCUUCUGCUGCCAGUUCAUUACAUCGGUCACCAUGCUGUACGACAUGUCGUCAGAUGACCUCAUCCCGCCUCCAGACCUGCUGGAAAUGGUUGUGUCUUGGAUCUUCGAGGACCCCCGCUUGAUCCUCAUCACCUUCCUAAACACGCCAAUCGCGGCCAGCCUGCCCAUUGGGUUCUUGGAGCUCACACCGCUCAGUGGCCUGAUCCGCUGGUGCGUGAAAGCUCCACUGGCUUACAAACGGAGGAAGCCCCCCGUCUCCAACGGCCACCCGGGAGGGAAACUUGCCAAGGACCCGACUACCAUCUUGGACAAGGGCUGCCAGCCCUUGUACUCCAAGCUGCACCUCAGCGUCCUCCAGGUCCUGAUAAUGCUGCAGGGGCACCUGACGGAGAAGAACCUGUACGGGCGCCUGGGGCUGGUGCCCUUCGACCACGUGGUGGCUCUCGUGGAGGAAAUGAGCAGGCUCUCUGAUGAACUCAACCCCCUCAACGCCACCAAGGAGACCGAGCUGGCUCUCGACCGGCUGGCCCAGGCCUUGCAAGUGGCCAUGGCGUCAGGAGCGCUGCUGUGCACGAGAGAGGAUCUGAGGACGGUGUGCGCCAGACUGCCGCACAACAACCUGCUCCAGCUGGUGAUCUCGGGUCCAGUCCAGCAGCCCACCCACAGUGCUUUGCCCCCUGGGUUUUACCCCCCCAUCCACACACCUCCCCUGGGGUAUCCCACCCAUGCAGCCCACCCAGCAAUUCCAGCUCUCCCAGCUCACCCCGUACAGACAUUCAUUCCAGGCAUGGCAUUUCCGUAUCGGCCGAUCCGCUAAAGAAACUGGACUUCUCCUCUCUUCAGGGAAAGAGUGUUUUCCACCCAUUACAGAGAGAACCAACCUUUACUUUUUGCUGGGGCUGUGCAAUUCCUCCUCCAGGAGAGACCUUGAAGGCCCUGGGCUUUAAGAUGCACAGGGGGCUGGUAGUUGUUAUUUUUAAAGAAAUAAUCUUGUAUGAAUGAGGAGGAGACGCUAAUCUGACUGGAACGAAUGGGAUCUUUCUUUUUUGCUGUCAACCCAGUAUGACGGUUUUACGCAGGAGGGUAAAUGUCAUGAUCUGGUUUUCCACUCAGAACAUCUGUUUGCAACUCCUCCUUAUGCAAGAGAGUCUGGAGAGAGCAGCCCUGCUGUGUUUUGUAAGCUGUUUUCUUGGGGUCCUUUUUAUGUGAAUAUGUAUGAUUUCAGUGCGAGUACACUUUUUUCAAAAAAAUAAUUGCAGACUUUUUUUGCUUCAAAAUUAGCAGUCUGGCAUUUUCUGUAAAAGCAACAACAAAAAAGCAACGCUUACUGGCCUUCGGUUUCUUUCUCUUACAUUAUUCAACAUGUCUACAGCUGGUUAGGUGAAACUUGAACCUUCAUUGCUCUGUUGCUCUGGUUGGUAUCUUUCACAGGGUGAAUUUGGGUGAAAUACUUUUUUCAGAAAUAUUGGUGUCCAUCUGACAUAUUUCACAUGUUUUAAAGCAGAAACUAAAUCACAGCUUAAUUUAGUUAAGGGGAUGACAGAGGACGAGAUGGUUAGACGGUGUUCUCGAAGCUACGAACAUGAGUCUGACCAAACUGUGGGAGGCAGUGGAAGACAGGAGUGCCUGGCGUGCUCUGGUCCAUGGGGUCACGAAGAGUCGGACACGACUAAACGACUAAACAACAACAAAUCACAGCUUAAAAUUGUGUGGCAUUUAAUCUUAAAUUAACUUUGCUGUUAAGGGGAUGUUCAAAUCAAGGCAGGUAGGACUGCAUUUUUAUUUAAAGCAUUUUUAUCCUGCUCUUCAGCAGAAAAAGACUCGCAGAGCAACUUACAAAUGUCAGUGAUAAGACAGUCCCUGACCUCAGGAUAGCAAUCUAAAACAUGGCACAAAAGGAAAAGGUAUUGGUUGGGCAGAGGAAAAAAGAAAACUCAGGCACUAAUUCUUUGUUAUAGAUUUCUUGUAAUGACAAGCUGGAAUAGAAAUACUGUACAUUAAAGAGAGGAGCCCAAAGUUGCUGGUCUUUCAGCAGAGCUGAUGAAGAGGCCCUGCAGCCCUGUUUCCCUCCCUCUCUGAUAGCUGCUGAUGGCGGGGCGGGUCUUGGUCUAGUCCACUAUGAAAUGGGGGUGGGGGGGGGAGUUGUCUCCUGGGGUUUACAGAAGACAUUCCUGGGGCAUACACAGUCCUGCUUCGGACACUAGGAACUACACACAAGUGCCAAUAUGUUAAUGAGGGUGUAUUUCAGGAGCUGAAUGGUCUUUGCUCAAACAAGGUCUAUUUAUUUCUCUUUCAAGCCCUUCUAACUUUCAGAGGAUGAUGUAGAGAGGCCUGAUGCUUUGACAAUCUUCAAAAUGUUGCCAUUGGCCCGUUUGGUAAUGGAGAGCUAUAACGCCACAUGUUCCACAGUGCCUUGUCCACAGACGUCAAGCCAAAAGGCUUGUAAUAUGGCUUGUAACUCUCUUAAAUUAACAAUGAAGGAUCCUGGCGUUUGUGUCCGCCUCCAUAUUGCCUGCAGCAGAGGGCAGAAAGUCUCUUGUCAAGCCCUCUAAUGAGAAAUAAUCUCUUGUCUUAAUUUCAAGACACAUGAAUGAUUCAGACUGGCCUUGGUAAGUCUUCCUUGCAUUUUGAAAGGGAAGGAACUGAUUGCUCUGAAAUGCAAAAUGUCUUCUCUAGUUACAGAUAUUUUCCAAUAUCUAUCCCUUGUGCCAUGUUGCUUCUGAUUUUCAGCUUAAGGUCAUCUUGCCACUAUUCUCUUUGUUGAAUUUGGUAUUAUUUAUUUAGUAUUUGAUCCUAUUGGAAGAAGUUGGACCUCUUGAGGCUCAGUCAGGCAAACAGCAGGCAGAUCUGCCUUGAUUUCUCCAGCUGAGACCCAUCUCUGGCUACAAAAGCCAAGCUGGCUCUAGAAAGCUGAAAGUUUCCCCAAGCUGAAGCGCAGCUGUACCUUUGACAAUCUUCUCUUCAUUAUUGUGGAAAGCACUGAUGGACAGCUGGUAAAUAUGCAUCAAGGAAUGUGGGCUUUUAAGCAAUAGAUGAACUAGAUUGGUGGCAGCCCUGAAUCCUGCCAUAUUUUUGUAUAGGUAAGCAGCAUAAUCCUGUGCAGAAGUAGGGCAUUUCAGUAGACUUAGCCAUGCUUAAUUCUGCAUGGGAAGGGGUUGUAAGAAUUACAAAUAUAGGUGGGGGCAUGUGUUUGUCUACUCUCAACCAAAUACCUGCCCAGACCCAAGCGUGCCCUCCAUGCUGGGCAACACUAUUGACUUACAUAGCUCUAGUCUAGAGAAACAGGCAAAGGCUGACUUUCCCAAAACCUUAAAUUAGGUGCGCAGCUUUACUUAACAUUUAGAGGUGUCCAUUUAUCCCCCUGCUAUGGCUUUUCAUAACAUUCUCUUAUAAUAGAAAGUAGCUUUUCAAGAACCUGUCAGGACAAGUUUUUGCAGGUUCACUGUAAGGAGAGUUCUGCUGGAUCUGCCUUGAAGCCCCUUUCAGCCCAGAAUUCUGCUUCUGCCCCCCUGCAGGAGGUCAGUUGCCCUUCUCUGCAACUGGCUUUUCGGGUUACAGGUAGGUAGCCGUGUUGGUCUGAGUCGAAACAAAAUAAAAAAAUUCCUUCAGUAGCACCUUAAAGACCAACUCAGUUUUUAUUUUGGUAUGAGCUUUCGUGUGCAUGCACACUUCAUCAGAUACCUUUUCGGCUUUUCGGGGGCACACUUCUUGUGGAUGCGAGAGAGGGCCUCCUUGGUGGUGGCUGCUCCCAGACAACCCUGAAGCUCCUUCCUAGAGAAGUUAGACCGGCUCCCUCCUUGCUGUCCUGCCAGCAGCUGAAAACAUUCCAACAGGAUCUUGGGAAAGGACUUUUACUGAAAGGGCUGGUGCCAUGCCAUGCUGGAUUGGGGGGGGGGCAAUUAUUUGUAUGGCCUUAAAUAGAUUUGUUGUGUGUAC